Messenger RNA from Brassica oleracea var. oleracea, 1263 nucleotides. Its product is annotated as adenosine deaminase-like protein. The record is from RefSeq and is a predicted model, not a curated record. The transcript is spliced from 11 exons. Bases 54 to 1121 code for a protein of 355 amino acids. Gene Ontology annotation, molecular function: adenosine deaminase activity. Gene Ontology annotation, biological process: inosine biosynthetic process; adenosine catabolic process. NCBI's taxonomy places the organism in Eukaryota, Viridiplantae, Streptophyta, Magnoliopsida, Brassicales, Brassicaceae.
UCUCUGCACUGUGUCACUCUUUUCUCUUCUCUACGAGACGGAAACAAAAAAAAAUGGAAUGGAUACAUCCAAUGCCCAAGAUCGAGCUUCAUGCUCACCUCAACGGCUCCAUUAGGGACUCCACUCUCCUAGAGCUUGCUAGGGUUCUUGGUGAGAAAGGGGUUAUAGAGUUCGCUGAUGUUGAAAAUGUCAUUCAGAAAAAUGAUCGAUCUUUGGAUGAGGUGUUCAAGUUGUUUGAUUUGAUCCAUAUGAUCACCACUGAUCACCAAACAGUGACAAGAAUCACUCGAGAAGUUGUACAAGACUUUGCUGUGGAGAAUGUGGUUUACCUCGAGUUACGUACAACUCCAAAGAGGAAUGAUUCGAUAGGCAUGAGUAAACGUUCUUACAUGGAAGCGGUUAUCAAAGGUCUGAGAUCUAUCAGUGAAGUCGAUGUUGAGUUUGUUGCCGCCACUGAUUCUGAGAAACUACACAACUCGUGUGAUGGAGUUGGAAGAAAGAAGAUUUAUGUUAGACUUCUUCUUAGUAUUGACCGUAGAGAGACAACAGAGUCUGCAAUGGAAACUGUUAAGCUCGCAUUGGAGAUGAGAAAUGUCGGUGUUGUUGGUAUCGAUCUCUCUGGGAACCCUCUUGUUGGAGAAUGGAGCACCUUCUUGCCUGCAUUACAGUUUGCUAAAGACAAUGAUCUUUACAUCACUCUUCACUCUGGGGAGGUCCCUAAUCCGAAAGAGAUCCAAGCAAUGCUUGAUUUCAAACCGCAUCGAGUUGGCCAUGCUUGUUUCUUCAAAGAUCAAGACUGGGAAAAGUUGAAAUCUUUCCGGAUUCCGGUGGAGAUAUGUCUAUCAUCCAACAUUAUAACCAAAUCCAUUUCUUCAAUCGAUAUACACCAUUUUGCUGAUCUCUACAAGGCAAAGCAUCCGUUGAUUAUAUGCACUGAUGAUUUUGGAGUGUUCUCCACUACCCUCUCCAACGAGUACUCCCUCGCUGUUCGUUCCUUUGGUCUUGGUAAAAGAGAAACAUUUGCGUUGGCUAAAUCAGGCAUAGACGCAACGUUUGCAGAAGAUGAAGUUAAGCAACAACUUGGGUUGAUUUUUGAUUCAGCCUCGCCAGAGUAUGUUUAGUGUUCUGCUUUUACCGGUUUACCUGGUUUGAUUGUGUUCGUACCAAAUGGAGGAAAUGUGGUUUGGUUCAUUGGAAUUGAUAACAUCCGGUAUUUCCAUUGUUACUAAUAUUUUACAAUCAGUAUAUGAACUUUUUAACUUU